UAACGAAAGGGGAGCGGCGAUAUUCCCGGUAUGUGCGGUAAUUGUGUUGUGAACCUAUGCAGGAACUUUGACUAGUGCGGGACAGCUGUAAAAAUCUACGAUUGUUGCGGCUUCUAGUCGGAAUAUUCAGACAUUGAUUACCCUCACAUAAAUUAAAGGAACAUUUUCUUCCAUUUUGAGUUUCCCAAGGAUCUGUCAUGCCGGUUUUUCAUACCAAGACGAUCGAAGCAAUCUUGGAUCCUGUUGCCCAGCAGGUUUCCCAACUGGUUAUCCUCCAUGAAGAAGCACAAGAUGGAAACGCUAUGCCAGACCUCUCCAGACCAGUUAUGGCGGUCAGUGCUGCUGUCCAGAACCUGGUCAAGGUUGGAAGGGAUACUGCCAACAGCACCGAUGACAAGAUCUUGAAGCAGGAGAUGCCGCCAGCAUUUCAGGGAGUGGAACAGUCUGCCACCAAACUCUAUGAAGCGGCUAUGAUGCUCAAGGAGGACCCCUACUCCUCCCCAGCAAGGAAGAUGCUCAUUGAUGGUGCAAGAGGAAUUCUCAGUGGAACCUCUGACCUUCUGCUGUGCUUUGACCAGUCUGAGGUCCGUAAGAUUGUGCGGGUGGCCAAGGGAGUCCUGGAGUACCUAGCAGUCUCUGAAGUGGUCGAAUCCAUGGAGGAUCUGGUCACGUUUGUCAAGAACUUGUCCCCCGGUAUGGCCAACUUGGCCAACAAGGUGACCGGUAGGAGCAAGGAACUGACCCACACUGCCCAUGCCAAUGGACUGGUCAACCACACAGAGAACCUCAAGAGAACCACGCCCAUCCUCGUCUCUUCCAUCAAGAUCUUUGUCACUACAUUGCAGAAAGGAGGAGCAGGGCGGGACGAGGCCCAGCAGAAUCGCAACUUCAUCAUUGGUCGUAUGUCACAUGACGUCAACGAGAUCAUCAGAAUCCUCCAGUUGACCUCAGCGGAUGAUGAUGAUUGGUCGAUGGAUGACCUGACGAUCAUGAAGAAAUCGUUGUUGAAUAUCACAAAUCAGAUGAACAUGGCUCAGACCUGGCUGGCCAACUCAAAUGCUGAACCUGGUGGAUUGGGUGAGAAAGCAGUGCGGGAUAUCCUGAGGGAUGCCAGGAGGGUAGCAGAUCGCCUUGAGGGACCCCAGAGAGAGCAUCUCCUUGCAACCAUCAACGAGAUUGAAGUCAUGAUGAAUGAAUUAUGUGCUCUUAGGGCAAAGGGCCAGGGUAAUUCCCCCCGUGCUCUGCAGCUUGCCAAGCAGAUUGCAGAGAAGCUUGGCUACCUCCAUCAAGAAGUGGACUUUGCUGUCAAGGAUGCCGUCAAGAGUGGGGUAACAAGAACUGCUUAUACCCUUGCUGGUAAAGUGGAACAGGCCCAGAAGUGGCUUAGGAACCCUGCUCAAGAUGACAAGGGAGUGGGACGCAGAGCCGUCGCCGGCAUCGUUGCACAGGGAAGGAAGGUGGCUCAGAACCUGUCUGAACCGGAGAGAGGAGAGCUUUUGAGGCUUUGUGAUGAAGUAGAAUCUCUCUCUCAACAGAUUACUGACCUCGUCAACAGGGGACAAGGUAAUUCUCCACAGUGCUUGGAUGCAGCCAGGCGCCUUGCAGAAAGACUGCCAUCCCUCCAGAAGAUGAUUGAGAAUGCGUUGGCGAAGGAGGUUGCUGAAGUCUUCAUGGAUACCACCACACCUCUCAAGGAGCUAGAAAGAGCUGCCAAGGCUCCCGCCGAUGACCCUAAUAGGCAACAGACCUAUACUUCAAAGGCCACAAUCUUCCUGACUCAUGCCAACAAGAUUUCAGAUACCGCUAAGCUAGUGGCUGAGGCCGGAGCCAGCAACGACAGGCCUCUCGUUGAAGAACUCAACAACAAGGCACAGGAAGUGAAGGACCUCGCCCCUCAGGUGGUGGCUGCUGGGAAGGUUUUACUUCUCAACCCUGGUGAACAGACUGCAGUCUCUCACUUUGACGAGUUGAAGAGGGAAUACAUGGGGAAGGUUGAGACUCUGACUGACCUAGUAGACCAGGCUGUAGACACAGUGGAGUUCGUCAAAGCAUCAGAGGAGGCGAUCAAGCGGGAUAGCGAGAAGGUCGCACAAGCCAUCCAGCAGAACGACCCCAACGUCAUCGCAGCCAAGGCAUCUAGCAUCGCUAGGCGUGCCCAGCGGGUUGCCGUGGUAGCAUCCAAGGAAGCUGCCAACUCCGAGGACCCCAAGUUUGUCCAAGAUGUCAGUAGGGCAGCCAAUCAGCUUUCAGGAGACAUCCCUCCAUCCGUGACGGCAGCUAAAGGUGUGACCCUUAACCCCGCUGAUCGCAACGCCCAAGACAAGUGGUUCACUGCUAACAAACAGUUGAUGAAGUCAGUUGCAGCAGUGCGUAUCCCCCUCACCGUUGAAAUACCACUGGAGCAGUCCCUUCCUCCUCCACCUCCGCUCCCCCCUAUGGGAGCAAUGGAACACUCCGCAGUGCCACAGAGAGGGCCUAGUUCCUUUGCUCCAGUACAAGCAUCGUCAGGCUACUCUACCCAGAGUGCACCUCCUGUGCCUCCUCCUCCUCCAGGCUCCGCCUACUCCAGACAAGCCACGCCCUCUUACCAGCUACCUUACCUUGAAGCUGACCAACCUACUCCUCUUCCUCCUCCUUCUCCUCAGUUAUAUACAUCAUCCCUGAAUGGCCAUUCUUAUCACCAUGACAACCAACCUGAAUCCUACUCCCACCCUCCAGCCUACUUCCAGGACGAGAAAACUCCACUGCAUUCUUCUCAUCCAUACCAUGACCCAUUGAUCUCUGUGACCCCAAUGUCUGACCUUCGACCUCAAACUUGCCUCCCUGUAGCCUCAACCUCCCCUCAUGUCCAAACCCUAACUUCUGAUCCUACCCUAAAUGGCUCAACCCCCAACCCUCCUCACCCAUAUCAUGAUCCAUUGACCUCUGUGACCCCAAUGUCUGACCUUCGACCUCAAACUUGCCACCCUGUAGCCUCAACCUCCCCUCAUCUCCAAACCCUAACUUCUGAUCCUACCCUAAAUGGCUCAACCCCCAACCCUCCUCACUUUGUCGCAACCUCCUCAAUCCGUUUGAACCCUUCUCCAUUGCAUGAAUCUGGUGUGACCUCUUCACCCCUUCAUGACCUCAGCAUGACCCCAGUUGACCUCGAGAAUGGUGAGCAGGCUGCAGCGCCUCCCCCUCCCCCGCCCCCACCCCCAAAGGCUUCUUCGGACGGCCAAGCAGGCUACCAGCCUUUAGGUACCUCUCGCAAUUUCCCCCUCGGCCAUGGAUCUGCGCCAAUGAGGGGGCACUCCGCCGCCCAUGAUCCAGCAAGUCAACAUAAGGGUCCAUCAUUCACAAUUCCCCAAGAGAUACAAGAUGACUUGGACGCUGUGCUGAAAACGUUCCCUAAUUACCCUAGUACUCCGUCUGUAGAGACGCCUUCUUCUUAUGCCCCGCCCCCUGUCAGAUCAGCUCCGCCCACCACUGCUCCCAAGCCAAGACAGGUGCAAUCAGAUGUAGGAGAUGUCCGCCAGGCUCUUACAGUCAACCAGGAGCCGAUUAUGCCACCCCCUCCUGAUAUGAGUAGACUUCAGUUGGAAGAAGCAGCCCCACCAAGGCCACCCCUACCCGGUGAUGUACCUCCACCACGCCCACCCCCUCCCGAAGACACUUCGCUACCCCUCCCAGAGCAAGGCUCUCAUCAACCCAUUAUGCAAGCUGCCUAUGAUCUUCACGUUGAGACAGAACAAUGGUCCAGCAAGGAUAACGAUCUCAUCGCAGCAGCAAAGAGGAUGGCACAACUUAUGGCUGCCAUGAGCAAACACGUCAGUGGAGAGGGUGGUAAUAAGAAGGAUCUGAUUGACACAGCCAAGGAGAUUGUGAAGGUGGCAGCACUGGUGACCCGGCUGACACGAGAGAUAGCCAAUCAGUGCACAGAUAUCCGUAUGAGAGUGAACCUUCUACAAGUCUGUGAGAGGAUCCCCACCAUUAGCACUCAACUCAAGAUCUUAUCCACGGUCAAAGCCGUCAUGCUUGGGUCACAAGAGUCUGAGGAGGAUAUGGAAGCUACUGAGAUGCUCGUCGGCAACGCCCAAAACCUGAUGAAGGCCGUCAAGGAAACGGUGAGAGCCGCCAAGGCUGCCUCCAUUAAGAUAAGGACGGAUGCUGGCUACAAGAUGAGAUGGGUCCGCCAGAGACCCUGGUAUCAGUAGAUAGAUCCUUCUAUCAAGAAGCCACUGCCCAGGGACCGGUUUCACAAAGCCUUUUUUCAAUGACAAAUGACAAAUAUCAGUGACAAAACUGCUGAUAACCAAUCAGAAGCAAGGAUUUCAGUAGCUUAUAACAACAACUGUCAUUUGUCACUGAUGACUAGUUUUGUGAAACCUCCCCCUGGAAUGCCCUGUCAAGAUGCUAUAUAUGCUGAUCAGGGGG
Messenger RNA from Strongylocentrotus purpuratus (purple sea urchin), 4416 nucleotides. RefSeq names its product vinculin (gene vcl). Gene Ontology annotation, biological process: cell adhesion. NCBI's taxonomy places the organism in Eukaryota, Metazoa, Echinodermata, Echinoidea, Camarodonta, Strongylocentrotidae. The record is from RefSeq and is a predicted model, not a curated record. Gene Ontology annotation, molecular function: actin filament binding; structural molecule activity. The coding region runs from base 198 to 4196 and encodes 1332 amino acids. The transcript has 27 exons. Gene Ontology annotation, cellular component: actin cytoskeleton.